Messenger RNA from Trichomonas vaginalis G3, 1059 nucleotides. RefSeq names its product ribonuclease inhibitor domain-containing protein. The transcript has a single exon. The coding region runs from base 1 to 1059 and encodes 352 amino acids. The record is from RefSeq and is a predicted model, not a curated record. Lineage: Eukaryota; Parabasalia; Trichomonadida; Trichomonadidae.
AUGAAGUUUGGAAAGAGUUUAGAAUACAUUCACGACAAUGCUUUCAGAGAUUGUGAACAUUUAGAAUUAAUUGAGUUUUCUGAAUGUAAUAAAGCAACAAUUGGAGCUUAUUCAUUCAAUAAUUGCAAGAAUCUAAAGAGAAUUGUUUUUGCUAAUAAUAUAACAAAAAUAGGAAAGAAUUGUUUUUCAAAUUGCAUAUCACUUUCGGAUGUUAUAUUCCCAUCUUCAUUAGAAUAUAUAAAUGCUUUUGCGUUUUCGAGAACAGGAAUAUUGAAUGUAUCAUUUCCAUUAGAUUCUAAACUAAUAUCACUUGGUGUUGGAUGUUUCAGCGAAUGUAGGAAUCUAUCAUAUAUAUCUCUCCCUCAAUCUGUGAAUGAGAUUCAACAAAGUUGUUUUGAGUUGACAAACAUAUCUUCUUUCGUCGUUCCGAAUCAUACUGAAUACAUAUCUGAUUAUGCAUUCAAAGACUGCUCAAACUUACGAACAUUCACAAUUCCAUCGAACUGCUCUCUUCGAAGAUUCGGAAAUCUCUUCUUCGAAGGAUGCUCAUCUCUUUCUGUCAUCGAGUGCCCUCAUAGUGAAUGGUUUUGUGUCGAUGUCGGUGCACUAUACAACAAGAACGAGACAGAGCUCAUUUGCUUCCCGCCUGCGUCCGAUAUCAAGUUCUUCAAUCUCCCACAAACACUCGAAACGAUAUCGUCAGGUGCUUUCAUCGGAUGCAAGAAUCUCGUUAGCAUAUCAAUCGCGAGCAACUCAGUGAAGACGAUCAAGCAAUAUGCAUUCGCAAAUUGUUCUUCUCUCACAUUCAUCAACAUUCCAAUCUGUGUUCAAAACAUAGAGAGUUCUAUAUUCAUCGGCUGCAACAAAUUACGUUGCGGUGUUAUCAUCGAAAAUCGCACAACAUCUUUUAUUAAGAGAAUUAUUUCAGUCUGUCUUCUCAAUCCUAAAGCUAUUUUCGACUGCGACAUUCUUUCAUGUCAAUGUAUUCGAAUUCACUCAUCCAUAACAUCACAUAUUCUAUAUUCUUUUUCAAUAAUAUUCUAUCUUGGAAUAUUCUAA